This is a messenger RNA of Liolophura sinensis, 1015 nucleotides long. Its product is annotated as galactose mutarotase-like. Gene Ontology annotation, biological process: glucose metabolic process; beta-D-galactose catabolic process via UDP-galactose, Leloir pathway. NCBI's taxonomy places the organism in Eukaryota, Metazoa, Mollusca, Polyplacophora, Chitonida, Chitonidae. The record is from RefSeq and is a predicted model, not a curated record. Gene Ontology annotation, molecular function: aldose 1-epimerase activity; carbohydrate binding. Bases 29 to 973 code for a protein of 314 amino acids. The transcript is spliced from 7 exons.
UACCUUCCGAUCCCCCAACAAUGUAACAAUGCAGGUUAUAACAUAUGGAGGGAUUAUCACUACCCUAUAUGUACCAGAUAAAAAAGGAGCUGUGGACGACAUCUGCCUUGGAUUUGACACAUUUGAAGAUUAUGAGAAAGAUCAUCCGUACUUUGGCGCCAUUGUGGGCAGAGUAGCCAACCGGAUUGCCAAGGGAAAGUUUGUGCUGGACGGAGUGACAUACAAUUUGCCGAUUAACCACGGCUCUAACAGCAUCCAUGGCGGUAUUAACGGAUUUGAUAAGAAACUGUGGGAUGCAACAUUAGAUGGAUCCCAACUCAAGCUCCAAUAUAUAAGCAAAGACGGUGAAGAGGGUUAUCCAGGGGAGGUAACUGUUCAGGUGAUGUACGAACUGACAACAGAGAAUGAGCUGCUCAUAGACUACACGGCGACUACAACGAAAGCCACGCCAAUCAUGCUAGUAAACCACGCCUAUUUCAACCUAUCAGGACAUAACAGCAAGGACAUCUAUGAUCACAUGGCCCAGAUUAACGCUGAGCGGUACUUGAUCGUUGACGAGGAAGGAAUCCCGUCUGGUGAGAUUGCUCCGGUAGAAGGUACACUUUUCGACCUACGCAAGAAGGUGCGUCUGGCUGAACGAAUCAAACUGAUAAACGACGGCAUAGGAUUUGACAACAACUUCUGUCUGGAUCUUUCCGAUCAAAGGAAAUAUGUCGCUAGAGUUGAAUGUCCGCAGACAGGUCGCUUCCUCGAGGUCUAUUCCACAGAACCUGCUGUACAGUUUUACAAUUCUGGCUACCUGGACGGCGUCAAAGGCAAAGGCGGAAUAACGUACGGCAAACAUGGUGCCUUCUGUUUGGAGCCACAGCAUUAUAACGACAGUGUGAAUCAGCCGUCCUUCCCAAACACGGUCCUGCGACCUGGAGAGACGUACCGACAGACCACCUGGUACAGGUUCGGGAUAGUCGAAUAGGAAGUAGCGUGGUUUUAUAACCGAUGCCAGAUUCAAAGGAAG